AUACGCGAAAUGCACACGCGACUGGAGAUCAGCUGGAUAAUAACAAUAACAUCACGAGGAGAUAUUGGAAAAUGGACCGCCAUGAAAAUGCUAUGGAAGGUGUGGAGCUUACGACCGUGCAACCCUCUAAAGUUGCGAUAUUGAGUGAUGAAGAAAAGAGGGUCCUCGAAAUCUAUGACCGCUUAGAGGAACUGCAAUUGGAAGUUGCGUUAUUGAAGGCACAAGGUGUCCUUUUACAAGAUAUUCCCCGUGUAGUUUCUGAAGAACAAAUCAUCGUUGCCCAGAAAGAGCUGCUAGAAGCUAAGGCUGGAUACCAGCUGAGAAGCAGUAUCAUCGAGAGUGUGUUCAUAGCGAAUCCGAUCAUCACAGCUGUACAUGCUGGCAGCAAUGCCUCCGUUCUUGAACAAGACCUUCUACCAUUCAUUGAGCAACGGGAUGAGCUAUCUAUCGUUUUAACUCAAGUGUCGAAGCAAGUUUCCACUGCGCGAGAUGACCUGAUCCAAGUGCAAACGGAACACAUCACUACUGCCAACAGGAACGUCGAGUUAGCAGCGUCAAUGAUUGCUCUAGCGAAGGAAGCAAAUGCCCAGACAAAGGACGAUAUCAGCGACCCGAAAGUGCGCCAGCAACUCGAUAGACUUGAGGAACUAUUGAAAGUUAGCAAGCGAAAGUGGAGGAUCAUGAAGGGAACUGCAAGUGCCACAAUUGUUGGUAGUGGGGUCGACUGGGCUCGUGAUCCGAAACUAUUGGAGGUUGUCCUAGAUGACGAAGGCGAUUGACUGGUCAAAAUCAACUUGCUCUCACCAGCAUGUGGAAUUCCUUACAUGACGAUCUUUCAUCUGCUAC
Messenger RNA from Mollisia scopiformis, 846 nucleotides. RefSeq lists its product as uncharacterized. Gene Ontology annotation, biological process: kinetochore assembly. Bases 72 to 779 code for a protein of 235 amino acids. Lineage: Eukaryota; Fungi; Ascomycota; Leotiomycetes; Helotiales; Mollisiaceae. The transcript has 3 exons. The record is from RefSeq and is a predicted model, not a curated record. Gene Ontology annotation, cellular component: kinetochore.